CUCGGAGAUAAGGUACUAUGACACUAGUAUGCUGUAUGAAGGGUUUCGGUUAUAUCGCGUCUAUCGCGAGCUCAACACCUUUCGGUACCUACUCUCUGUUCCCAUUUUAGCUAAAUCAUCGCCAUGGGUCGUUCAAUUUUGCUUCUUUGCCUACUUGCCCUCAUCCACAGCGCUCAGCUCUCUUAUGCAAAUGAGAACGAGGCAACACCGCCAAAGUGCAGCAAGCUUCUCAUACGCAAAGAGUGGCGGACACUGACGCAUGGAGAAAAGGUCCAGUGGGUAGGAGCUGUCAAGUGCUUGGCAAGCAUACGACACGAGCGACUAUCCUUGACGGAAAACCAUACAGUGCUUGAGGGAAAGAGGAGCCUGUACGAUGAUUUCUCGUACUCGCAUGCGGUUCUGGAACCUAGCGCGCACAGGAAUGCGUACUUUCUGCCAUGGCACCGCUGGUUCUCGUAUUUGUUCGACAGUUCUCUCCGCCGUACCUGCGGGUACAGUGGGCCAACACCAUACUGGGACUGGUCGCGCGAUCACGCGGAUUUGUUUCACUCGCCAGUGUUCGAGGAUUCACCCGAUUACGGGCUGGGUGGAACGGGAGACUGCGAUUCCUCCCCCGAGGCUGACUGCACUGUCACCACCGGCGCUUUUGCCCCGUCCAGUGGAGAUUUCAAGCUUGCUUGGCCAAUACUCCAUCCGCUACGGAGAAAUCUGACGCUCAUAACUGGCUGGUUCGCCCAUGAGCUGCCUCAGAACCGCACUCUCGGUCCCGAGUUUGUGCGUAACUCGACUGAGCAUACCACUGGCGACUUUUUCCGGUUUCAGCACGCAAUGACACUACUGCACAACCACGUACACAAUUUUGUGGGGGGCGAUCUAGCGGGAGACUGUCCGAAGACCCUGGCGGAAGAGGAAUGUCAGGGUCUUGCAGUAAGCUUCACGCCUAAUGACCCACUAUUUUGGCUGCAUCAUGCACAGCUUGACCGUUUGUGGAACAAGUGGCAACGCAACGACCCAUUGAACUUCGCCGCCUUCUCUGGCGUACCCCUCAACGCACACAAUCUGACCAACUACGAUCUCGAUGCCCAUGCAGAUCAUCAGAUGCCAUUCGACGUUCAGAGUGUGCCUGUGACGCCGAGGAGAGUGUUUGAUACAGAAGUUUGGCCGUUAUGCUAUCGGUAUGAAGACGACGAAGACAUUGACACCACGUCUUGAGUUCUUGGUAGUAUACGGUGUACUGCACCUAGGCAUGUCCGAUCAGCCACUUGGCAGAUGAAGCAAGAGAGCACUUUCUUGUCAGAGUAGACGGAGUUGUUCAGUCGCAUUUCUGUAGACUUUUGGCUGCGAUGAAAUUGGAUUGGAUCCUACCAAAGUGCCAACUGGCUGGUCAGACGUGCCUGUGUACAGUGUAGUUUCAGCAGAAAAUGCCACAGGUAUUUGCAUAAUUCAUAGCCACCAC
Boeremia exigua is the source of this 1456-nucleotide messenger RNA. RefSeq lists its product as uncharacterized. Gene Ontology annotation, molecular function: oxidoreductase activity. NCBI's taxonomy places the organism in Eukaryota, Fungi, Ascomycota, Dothideomycetes, Pleosporales, Didymellaceae. The coding region runs from base 124 to 1212 and encodes 362 amino acids. The record is from RefSeq and is a predicted model, not a curated record. The transcript has 5 exons.